GUCUAUAGCGUCCGUGGUGAAGGCAUCCAGCCAGGACAUUUGUUUUUGUUUGCUACGGGUUUUUUUUUCCUGCAGCUCAUCGUGCACACAGCAAAGCGCACACUUCGCAGUUGUUGAGUUGUGGCCAGAUCGAUUUGUCGCCUUUUCUUUCGGACUUCGGUAGCCCCCGGAAUGGAAAAGAAACGCAAACAAGGUGGAUUGUAAUCUACAAAUUAAGCUUCAUUAUCGUGUGCUACUGCGGGGAAAAUUGUUGUUUGUUUCGUCGUCGGUUUUACGGAAGAAAAUGGAACAAGGUGAAGAAAAAGCUCUCUGAUGUGGAUAAAAUUGAGUUUCUUGAAGGAAAGUGCGACGAGAAUCUAUUCAUUCGGCGGAUUUGUGAUAAUUCGAUAUAGGAAUGUUCCUUGGUGCACUCGAUUGCUGCUGGAUCCGUAACUAAACCCACCUACGAUUGUUUUUAUCCAAUCAUCACUCGAAAGGGUUCAGUGACGACCGAAGCAAGUGAUUAUAGAUUUGGGCACAUUCUUGGAGUGAUUAGUUGCUGCGACUGAGCUGUGCAUGGCAUUUCUACGUUCGGACGCGGAGACGAGCACGGAAUGGAGACGCAUGGUAAAGGUCGCUGCACCUCGGAUGAUCCUAUUCGUAAUUACGUUUAUCCUAUAUUUUUCACUGAUUGGCCUCACCGAACGACGAACAAUCGAAUCCACCGUUUUGAAAUGUCUACCGAUCGUCAGUUUGUGGAUCUUCGUCCUGCUAACGGGCUUCGAACUGAAGAAAAGCAACCGCUACAAGCAGCUCAUCCUGGUGGGACUGAUAUUCUCCUGCUCCGGAGACAUUCUACUCAACUAUGAGCUCUUCGAGGCCGGUAUGGCCGGCUUUGGGGUGGCGCAAAUCUUUUACAUAUCAGCUUUCGGUUUCCACCCUGUAAGGCCAUGGUUUGGUCUGCCGCUGUACGGACUGGGUGCGGCUGCAGUGGCGCUCAUGUUCAACAACCUGCCAACGAUCAUCAAGAUCUGUCUUCCAAUCUACGGUAUCCUGCUACUGACCAUGUGUUGGCGGUCGCUUGCCCGAAUCGACUCGGCUAAGAAUAUCCUCCGAAUGACCUGUGGACUCGGUAGUGUGCUGUUCGUCAUAUCCGACAGUAUCAUUGCGUUCGACAAGUUCUACUCCCCGAUCAACAAUGCACAGUUUGCCAUCAUGGUGACCUAUUAUGUGGCCCAGUUCGGAAUUGCGCUGAGCGUCAUCGAACAGUCAGGCCCUGCAAAAACUGCCAAAUCCCCAUCAUCCAAGAAAAGCCAAAACGGUAUGAAACAGAAGAAAAUAGCCUAAGGAGAAGGAAAGAGGAUUCGUUGCGCCAUCUACAACACGAUCACUUCGUUAACACUUACACACGGAAGCAUGCCAUCACGCACACACUCCCAUACUUAAACACUUACACUCACAUAUGUGCAGUUUUUUUUUUUGGUAAGUGGUAAAAUUCGACCCAUUUAUGCGUGUCUCUCUAUCAUCCUACCAGAGUAACCAUCUGAAUAACUGUUGUUUUUCUCCUCUUCUUCGAACGUAGAUGGAGUGGAAAAUGGCGCAGAGCCAUUGUAAAACUAAAAUCAUGACUAGAAAACAAAACAUAAAAUCAUAGACUGUGAUCUAUUAUCUUCCCUCGAAAAUACAAGAGGAUCUACUAACUACCACCACCAAAAUUUGAAUGUUUGUAAAACUGGCGAAUGUUAGGAAGGGUUUGAAGUUUUACGGGAGGUUUCCAACAAGACUAGAAAAACGUAACAUAAACAAAGACAUAAACAAGCGUAAAAACAAUGCAGUUUUCAAUUAUUCGUAGAUGUUAAUACAAGUUCAAAUAUAUAACGUAUCGAACUACAUUAUUGAUAGAUUAUCAAACAAAAAUUGUAGACAAAAAGAGACUGUGUAUGUUGUUUAGAGGUUAAAGUGUUUUACCAUUGAUGAGUAAAUAUAUGUAACAUCAAAUGUUCCUGAGAA
Molecule: messenger RNA, 1989 nt
Organism: Aedes albopictus (Asian tiger mosquito)
Lineage: Eukaryota; Metazoa; Arthropoda; Insecta; Diptera; Culicidae
Product: lysoplasmalogenase TMEM86A
Exons: 4
Coding region: 556-1326 (256 amino acids)
Cellular component (GO): membrane
Molecular function (GO): hydrolase activity
Source: RefSeq, a predicted model, not a curated record